Chroicocephalus ridibundus (black-headed gull) is the source of this 6395-nucleotide messenger RNA. RefSeq names its product STEAP family member 1 (gene STEAP1). Lineage: Eukaryota; Metazoa; Chordata; Aves; Charadriiformes; Laridae. Gene Ontology annotation, cellular component: endosome; plasma membrane. The record is from RefSeq and is a predicted model, not a curated record. The transcript has 5 exons. Bases 394 to 1422 code for a protein of 342 amino acids.
CCGGCCCGGGCACCGCGGCCCCGGGCGGUGCUGGAAGGGACACCUCGAGGCCACGCCGCCACGCCGCUCUCCGGUGCCCGCUGGUGUGGAGGACGGGACCCCGGCUUGCACCCCGGGAAGCGGGGUGGGCGCGGAAGGCGGGGCCCGGAGGGGAGGUGGAGGCUGCGGCCGGGCUCCCCCCCCGCAGCUGCUCCCCUCCUCGGAGCCCGGCAGAGCCGCCCCGCGCCCGGGUACCGCCGCCCCGCGCCGCACCGCCGCCGGCGGGGGCUGCCCCACUGCUGACGGAGACGAGCCGGGACCCGCCGCUCCCACCGCCCCCGCCCCGCGGCCGGGGCUCCGUCCUCCGUCGGGAAGAAGAGGCUGCGCUGACGGCAGGCCGAGGGAGUUUCCGCAAUGGAGAAGAGGGAAGGUGAUAAUCAUGCCAUUGAUCAGAAUGCAGGUCAGAGCAUCAUGCCAAGAAGAAAUACAGGAAACCUUAGCAACUUGAAUGUGGAUAUGCAAGUCACCAAUCCACCAGAAGCAGCUGCACUUUUUAAUUUACAUCAAGCACACCAUUUUGGUGAGUUUGAACACUCUUCAGAACAACACUGUAAGCAGGAUCUGUUCCCCAAGUGGCACUUGCCAAUGAAGAUAGCAUCUGUGAUCUCAUUAUUAACAUUUAUUUACACUUCUAUGAGAGAUGUCAUAUAUCCUUUUGUAACCAGAAAGGAAAAUGUUUUCUAUAAAAUUCCAAUCCUUGUCAUAAACAAAGUUUUACCAGUGGUUUCAAUUACCCUUUUAGCACUAGUAUAUUUACCAGGAAUAUUAGCUGCUGGUUUUCAGCUGUACUUUGGCACCAAGUAUAAAAGGUUCCCCCAGUGGUUGGACAGAUGGAUGUUAUCAAGAAAGCAAUUUGGACUUCUCAGUUUCUUCUUCGCUGCAAUGCACGCCUGCUAUAGCUUAUGCUAUCCAAUGAGAAGAUCAUACAGAUACAAGCUGCUGAACUGGGCAUUCCAGCAGGUCAAACAAAAAAAAGAAAAUGCCUGGAUUGAACACGAUGUUUGGAGAAUGGAGAUUUAUGUGUCUCUAGGAAUUCUGGGACUUGCUUUGCUGGCCUUGUUGGCAAUAACAUCAAUCCCAUCUGUCAGUCACUCUCUGACCUGGAGAGAGUUCCACUACAUUCAGAGCAAGAUGGGAUAUUUAGCUCUGCUGCUAUGCACUGUUCACGCACUGGUGUUUGCUUGGAAUAAGUGGGUUGAUGUUAACCAAUUUAUCUGGUAUACACCACCUUCAUUUAUGGUAGCAGUUUUUCUUCCUAUUGUAGUUCUGCUUUGUAAAUGCAUACUGCUCCUCCCAUGUUUUAGGAAGAGGAUAAAAAAGAUCAGAUGUGGUUGGGAAGCUAACACACAAAACAAUCAAACUAGCAUGACUUCCAGACUGUAGAUCAAAUAUGGACAUUUCCUGUCUAUGUAGGUAAAUAUGCUCAAGGUCAUGAAACGUUCACUCGUGAGCUCUGUUUUCAUAUUUUCCAUAGGUGUUUCUUUUUCACUUUUCAUUUCAACUUCAGAAGUAUGGGAUACUUGAUGCAAUUUGGACCUUUGCUAAAACAGAAGGUGGAAACAUUCAUUUUACACUUUAAUCUGUUCAGUGUUCUGGCAUUUGAUCAUUUCUUUCUUCUGACUCACUGCUUUUAAAAUCCAAGGGCUUCAUUGCCUCAGUCAUAAUUCUUUCAUAGGCAAAAGAAAUCAUAAAUCAUUGCUCCAGAUGACCACAGAAAGUAAAUAAAUGAUUACACUACAGAACACAGGAAUGCCUUCUGCUUCCCACAGCCACGUUUGUUCCUUCGUUAAAUAUCAGUAUUAUAAUGUGACAACAACUAGAAUAUUUAUCAACCCAGUCCCCUUUAGCACCUGCAUCCUACGUUUCACUCUGCAGAAUGGGGACCUUGGCACAUGAGCCAGACAGAAACUGUGUAUUCCCACCAGGUCUUGAACUUAGACAAUUGGGCAAGCGGAAUUGCAGGGAACUUUAUAAGGUAAAUCUCUCCUGAGGCUUGGGCACAGUCUAAAAAAAGUUUUAGACUCAAAUCUCCAUCUUACACAGGACUAGGUGUGUCUCUGUUUACUUAAAACGAUAAAACAUUUCCCAUUUUUUAUUCCAUGAACACGUUCUUUUGUUUCUGAUGCUGGAUAUUUUCCAUGCUUUUGACCUAAGCCUGCAGGCCUUGACACGUGCUAAACUUUAUUCGCACAAAUUAUUCCAGUGGGAUAACUCGCGUCAGGUAAAUGUGUUUUUCUGUUUACUCUAGGGCCAGCACAAUUGUGUGACUGAAGAAAAACACUAAAAAUAGUCAUUUAAAUCUUGACAUUGAUUUGGUGAGAUUUUCAUGUAAAAUGGCUUCUGAAUGCAUUUGCUUUCACAAAAAUUUUCACAUAAGCUAAUUAAACCUCAUUUUCCUUAUGUUGUUAGUAUCUAUUUUUAAAUAUGCUAUGCAGUAGUUAAUAUUUUUACCCAGCAUCAGGAACAUUUUUGCCAGUCUCCCUGCAUGAGUUAACUAGGACAUGGACUGAUGAUGCCACCUAUUGCUGGGAUCAUCUGAAUGAGAACUGUAAUUGCUAAUGGCUCUGGUAUUAAACAAACAGAAAAACAAUGUAUGCAUUAAAAAAUACGUAAUACAUGGUGCUAAUGAUCCUGCAGCUAAUGAUUCUGUUGUACAUUUGUGGUCUUGGUACACUGAGCAUAAAUAACAGACAAAUUAAAUAGCUACAGGGAUACUACGUUUUGUAUUUGCCUGGUUAUAACUCCAUUCAAUUAUUGCAACUUAAAAGUUGGCCUUGUUAUUUGCACUUAAUGUAGUACUGUGAAAAUAACUGGGGACAUGGUGGCCUGUAUAAUAUAGACUAAAGAGAAAUGAGUGGCAUUGUGUAUCAAAUCAGUAAUGCAUGACAGAGGCAAACACUCUAAAACCCAGGAAGCUAGUCUGCAAUGUGAAGAAUUUUCUAACAGAACAGGAAAAGCGUUGAUAACUGAAAACUGGAAAGACAUGAAUGAAGACACUCCUUGGAAGAUGCCAUUCAAAGCUAUUCAUAUGGCAUGUAUAAAACAAAAUCAAGGCAAAUUAAUACGUAUAUGCAUUUAGAGAGCAAAAUAGUGCAAGGGAAUGAUAAUGGGCUUUUCACCAUAUUAUCACCAUUACCAACUGAAAUCUUUUGCACAAGGGCUCUGUUAUGGAACAGCUAGAUCAGUGAGCAUUGAGUAGGGGAGUAUGGUCAAUAUGGUUAUGAAGUCAACAGAAGCUGGAAGUUAAGGUUCUGUGCCUUUGGAGUCUGCAUCUUACUGCACAGCAGUGGGAUUCAGGACACUAAGUCACUGAAAAUGGGACUUUGAUGCCAAAAUUGGUUUGAUCCUUAUGGAUGUUCUUAAAAUAUUCCAUCUCUGAAUCUGUAAGAUAUUGUCUAAUUCGGUGACUAACAGACAGAUCCUUACUGCUGAAAUCACUAUAGGUAUCACUGCUAGAAAACAGAGCAAGAACUCCAUGAACAUGUAAAUAUAUUCUCUCUAUUCAACACUUCAUAAAGAGUUUUUGAGGCCUUUGUUCUAAUACGUCUUCAUCCAAGCAGCAGAAAGGAACUGUUGUCUGUACCAUUGUAUUUAGUGCAUAAAAUCAGAACAAGGCACAUCACAAGCAUAGAACUCCUUCAGGAAGUACUAAAGAAAAUGUAUGUGCAUGUACAUCUUUAUUUAUCUUCUAUUCAAGGUGCAGCAAUGAUAAAUUUAGAAAAAUUUAGAUUCAUCCCACUUCAAGUGGCUGAUAAAUCGUGUCCUACUGUAAUCAUGCCCUAUUGUAUUACCCUGCUUUAUGCAAUUGUUACACAAGGCAGUGCAAACUAGCAUAACUUCAUUAAUUUCUGUCUCUUAAUAUAGGUUGACAUCCUAACAUAAACUACAGGUGAAAACCAAUUUCGAGUUCAUCACAUACUAUCCAAACUGACCUUUUAUGCUGAUCGUUCAGCUGGGGACAUUAAGCACAGUUCAGAUUUUUCUCUCUAGCACUGCUCAGGAGCAAACCCAGAAGUGCCUUCUACCAGCUGAAAUUUGCAUACUAUGUACAAAAGCUAUUCCUAAAAUCACACAUGACAUCCAAACAUUCAAGCAGGUUUUUCCCUACUGAUUGUCUCAAGUAGGAGACAGGUUUUCUGUGUCACAGCUAGCCAUUUCUGUAGAAACCACUGUUGAAUGCUUAUAGCCAGAAUUUGAGACCUCAUAUCAAGUCUUUUUUCCCUGCAUUUUCAGUCUUUAGUAAACUGCUUCUAACUCACUCACUUCCCAAUCUGCAGAACUGGAGCAGUAACACUUUACAAGACAUUGCAACAGCAUUUUCAAGCUUUUAAGGCACUCAGAUAUAAUAGUAAGGGAGGAGAGUCAUGUAAGGGCUAUAAAGGGCUACAGAAGAAAAUGCUAUUGCCAGUAUUUUAUUUCUCCCUUUGUAAUAGCCAUAAUUUAGUUCAACACUAAUUAAAAUAAUUGCAUAUGUAACUUUUAAUUUAUGUAUGCUUAUGUACCUAUUUCAAAAUUCAGUGUACUAAUAUGCCUAUAUACUACUAUAAUACCUAAAAUCAAUGUGUGUGCAAAUUUUAGGCACUUAUUUGUAUAACACUGAUUACUUUUAUACAACUGUGCAUCAUUAAAUGCUUCAAUGUAUGCUGUGUCUGCCAUUGUGUCAUACGCAUACAGGAUAUAAGGGUAAAAAGGCACAGUACACUCUAGAAGAGCUGCUGCCAUGAACAACAAAAAACCCACACCCCCCAUGCUGGUGCAAAGUCCAGAGUCUACAAAGGAGAGGAGACAGAGAUAUGAAAAGCAAAACGGACACAUUCAUAGGGGGAUGUAAUGAAAGGACAUUUUUUCUGACAGAUCUUUUAACUGACAGAUUACAUAUGCUAGCAUUUAGAGGAGAUUUUGUGAGAAGGAAGAAAAAGCUGAGAUAGUUGUGGAGUGCUUUGGAGGGAUACCUAUGAUCCCUGAAAACACUGAUCAAAGACCAGGAAAAGCUCAAGAAUGGUGAGGGCAUUGUGGAGAGGAAAGGAAUAUAGGCAUAUUUUUGUGUAAGAAUCCAUCACUCCAGUGUAAGUGGAUUUGCAGUCCCUCUACAGAAGCUGCAAAGUACUUCCUUCAUUUGUUAUAUGUCCCCAAUGUAUUUAAGUCAGAGACACAGAAUUGAAACUCUGGAGAGAGACUUGUAAAUCGCUGAAGGGACUUGAGGAAUUUUAUGUCAAAUUUACCUGGGGUAGCCAGACCCCAGAAUACUAUUCCCAAGAAGUGGUACCAACAAUCAGUGCCCAAGAAGCUAGAGACAGGGCUGUGCUGGCUAUGGUUUCAUGUAAAUUCCUGUUGACAGCAACAUUUACCGUAAGCAGUCCCUCCCUUUGGCCACUCUUCACUGUUCUCUCAGUUCUGCAAGUGUUCAAAGCUGUGAAGUUAAUCAGACCAGGCAAUUGGAUACAGUUGAAAAGUAGGGAAAAGCAGCAGGGAAAAGAAUGAUUCAGACAGAUCCAUACACUGGUCUGAUUCACCUGACAGCCAUGCACAUGUGCCAGCAGGAAGGCAGGAAAGAGAAAUGGCACAAAGGGGCAGCUUAACUUAAACCAGCUUAAACUGCAAAAAUUCAAAACUUAAGUUAUUUCAUCCUAUUGCAGUAACAAGAACGUUUCAUUGCUUCACUUAUAUGUCACGUUCUCAGUUUUCCAUGAAUCAGUAGGCAAAAAUGUGUUCUAGAAAUUGUCACCAAAACCAUACAAAACUGACUGACCUCUCCAUGACUGUGGACUGCGUGGCUUCAUUUGUAGAGAUGAUGAUCUCAUGUCUUCCCUUCUUUUCUGCUACAUCCAUAGUUUCUAGUACUGUCCCUUGAUAAUAUGAAAUGUUAUGUUAACAUAAUUAAAUGUUAUGUUAAUUUUUGAAAUUCAGACUAUUUUCUGUUAGCUGAUUUGCUUAAAACGGCAUUAACAGAAUCAUUUAAAAGAACAAAACAAAACAAAAAGAUUUUUGAAAACAUGCUGAAUCCACCCCUGGAGAAUGUAGUAUGUUGUAGUCACUGUAAGCGUCUGGCAAUGGCUGAUCAUUGCCACUGAUUUUUUUCAGUAGUGCCAGGUUUUCUUGAUCAAAAUAAUUUAUUUUCUGAGACCUUGGACUCCUUAAAAAAUCUCAUUGAAUUCAGUUGCAUCAGAGUUAAACUUUUGCAUCAUUGUUUGAACUUUUCCAUAGAUUGAAUGUAACAUUUGAAUGGGUGUGGUGAGCCUAAUUUAUUAAGCAUGCAUAACAAGAUUUUAGAGGUUUUCAUACGAAAAUAUAUAAAAGCAGUCAGUGAAACAGACUCUAUAAUCUUAUAAAAAAGACGACCACAGCUACUUCCAAUA